Messenger RNA from Triticum turgidum subsp. durum (durum wheat), 2205 nucleotides. Lineage: Eukaryota; Viridiplantae; Streptophyta; Magnoliopsida; Poales; Poaceae. The record is from the annotation of a GenBank genome assembly.
AUGACAGAGUCCCUGCUUCUCCCUCUAGUGCGCUGCGUGGCCGGCAAGGCUGCAGACGCACUUGUUGAGACCGUGAGCCGCAUGUGUGGCCUCGACGGUGACCGCCGAACGCUGGAGCGCCAUCUGCUAGCCGUUGAGUGCAAGUUGGCGAAUGCCGAGGAGAGGAGUGAGACAAACGGGUAUGUCAAGAGCUGGAUGAAGGAGCUCAAGUCUAUCGCCUACGAGGCCAACGACGUGCUUGACGACUUCCGGUAUGAGGCGCUGCGCCGCCAGUCUAAGAUUGGCAAGUCCACUACCCGCAAGGUACUUGGCUACAUCACGCGCCACAGCCCGUUGCUCUUUCGUUUUGAAAUGAGCAGGAAACUCAAGAACGUCCUCAAGAAGAUCAAUAAGUUGGUUAAGGAGAUGAACACAUUUGACUUGGAGAGUUCUGUCCGUAAGGAGCGGCAACAUCCUUGGAGGCAAACACACUCAAAACUGGAUGACACUAAGGAAAUCUUUGGAAGAGAUGAAGAUAAGAAGGUGGUGGUGAAGUUGCUGCUGAACCAGCAAGAUCAGCGGAAUGUGCAGGUGCUCCCCAUCUUUGGGAUGGGAGGUCUUGGCAAGACAACUCUUGCUAAGAUGGUGUAUAAUGACCAACAGAUCCAGGAACAUUUCCAGUUAAAGAUGUGGCACUACGUGUCCGACAACUUUAAUGUCGUUGCUCUUUUGAAAUCCAUCAUUGAGUUGGCCGGAAAUAAAAGAUGUGACAUGCCUGACACCAUUGAGCUGUUGCGAAAGCAACUUGAGGAAGUCAUUGGCCAAAACAGGUUUAUGCUCAUGAUUGAUGAUGUGUGGAAUGAGAACGAGAGGAUGUGGGAGGAUGAUCUGAAGCCUCUUUUGUGUUCUGUUGGUGGACCAGGAAGCAUAAUAGUAGUCACAACUAGAAGCCAUAAAGUGGCCUCUAUAAUGCAGACCCUGCGACCCCUCAAGCGAGAAUGUCUGAGCGAACAAGAUUCAUGGGAAUUGUUUGCACAUAAAGCAUUUAGCAAUGGUGUAGAGGAGCAAGCAGAGUUAGCCAGCAUCGGAAGGCGUAUUGUCAAUAAAUGUGGGGGGUUGCCUCUUGCUCUCAAGACAAUGGGUGGAUUGCUGAGUUCAAAGGAAAAAGUACAAGAAUGGAAAGCCAUCGAAGAAAGUAACAUUGGGGAUAAUGAUGGAGGCAAAUAUGAGGUCAUGCCCAUACUGAAGUUAAGCUACAAACACCUGUCCUCUGAAAUGAAACUAUGUUUUGCAUUCUGUGCAGUUUUUUACAAGGAUUAUGAGAUGGAGAAGGAUAGGUUGAUCCAACUAUGGAUGGCAAAUUGCUUUAUUCAAGAAGAGGGAACAGUGGAUUUAGUACAGAAAGGAGAAUUUAUUUUUGAUGAGUUGGUUUGGAGGUCCUUCCUCCAAGAUAAGAAAGUGGUAGUCAAAUCUGCAAUCCAUCAUGGUGACACACAAUAUAAGAUAGUUGUAUGUAAAAUGCAUGACUUAAUGCAUGAUCUAGCAAAAGAUGUCACAGAAGAAUGUGCAAGUAUAGAAGGAUCGUCUCAGCAGAAAGCAUUGUUAAAAGGUGUUUGUCACAUGAAAAUGUCAAAGGCUGAAUUGCAACGAAGCAGUGGGUUAUGCAAAGGCAGAACAUACCUCCGCACUUUAUUAGCUCCAUCAGAAUCAUGGGAGGAUCAUAAUUAUAAUUUUCCAAGCAGAUCACACAAGGAUAUUAAGGAGUUGCAACAGGUAUUGGCAUCACUAAGAGCAUUGCAUUGCCCCCCUUCUCCAACUGUCAUUUGCAAGGCCAUAAAUGCAAAACAUUUACGGUAUCUUGACCUCUCUGGGUCUGACAUCGUUAGGUUGCCAGAUUCAAUAUGUAUGUUGUAUAACCUGCAAACACUAAGGCUCAUAGAUUGUCAGAACUUGCAACAGUUACCAAAAGACAUGGCAAGAUUGAGAAAGCUCAUCCAUCUUUACCUUUUUGGUUGUGAUAGUCUCAAAAGUAUGUCUCCAAACUUUGGUCUACUUCACAACCUUCACAUAUUAACAACAUUUGUUGUGGGUACUAGAGAUGGCCUUGGGAUAGAGCAGCUCAAAGAUUUACAAUGCCUUAGCAAUAGUUUGGAAUUGUUGAAUUUGAGCAAGAUAAAGAGUGGCGAGAAUGCAAAACAACCUCAAUCAGAAGAAAAAUCUAAGUGA